This is a messenger RNA of Leptopilina boulardi, 3290 nucleotides long. Its product is annotated as ATP-dependent DNA/RNA helicase DHX36-like. The transcript is spliced from 14 exons. The coding region runs from base 197 to 3130 and encodes 977 amino acids. The record is from RefSeq and is a predicted model, not a curated record. Gene Ontology annotation, cellular component: intracellular anatomical structure; cytoplasm; nucleus. Lineage: Eukaryota; Metazoa; Arthropoda; Insecta; Hymenoptera; Figitidae. Gene Ontology annotation, molecular function: ATP binding; DNA helicase activity; G-quadruplex RNA binding.
UGUUCAUUUGAUAAUAAUAAACGUGUAUACGAUCCAUAUUUAUUUACAUCAUAAUAAAUAAAAAUACAAUACAUUAAUUAAUAAGAUAUGUAAAAAGGAAAUAAUUAAAAAAACAAAUAGAAAAUACAUGAAUAUAGUGGAGAAACAAAUAUUUGAAGAAUUUUGGUUAUGAACUUUUAUAAUUUAUUGCAAGAAAAUGUCAGGGACCAAAAUGUUUAACGGUGUUAAUGCAUCGAGAGGAUGGAGUAAAGGUGGACGUGGUGGUCGUGGAGGAGGACGAGGACGAGGAGGUGCUCAUCCUCCAUGGCUUAAGGGAAAAGAUAUUGGUCUCUAUUAUAGAGAUAGAGCGAAAAUUAUUGCUGAAACUAGAGAGGAGAAUGCAAAGAUUCUUCAAUUAAAUCCAAGCACAGAAAAACGUAUUUCAACAUUGAUGGAUUUUCGUAAAAGUGGUGAUAAAUUAUUUAAUAGAGAUUUAAAUAGACCAUCAUUUACCGGAAAUGAGAAUAAAUUCGAAGAUAUGUAUACACAUAUAAAUGAUUCUCAAUUUAAGAGAAAAUUUCUCAAUAUUGUCUCAGGCAAUAUACAAGAAAAUCUCAUGAAUUCAUUACGUAUUAAAUCAAAAUUAGAAAGGAAUAAUGUUCUUGAUGAACAAUUUUAUGAAGAUUAUCAAGAAAUGUUAAAUUCAAGAGAAUAUUUAAAUAUGCUAAAAUUUCGUGCACUAUUGCCUGCUUAUAAUAGAAAACAAGAAAUUUUAGAUCUUUUAAAAUAUAAUCAAGUGAUGCUUAUAAGCGGAGAAACAGGUUGUGGUAAAACAACACAAGUGGCGCAAUUUAUACUCGAUAAUGAAUUGUUGCAAAAAAAUGGCAGUAUCACGAAAAUAAUUUGCACACAACCAAGACGAAUUAGUGCAAUAUCAAUAGCUGAGAGAGUUGCUGCCGAAAGAGGUGAAUCAUUGGGAAAUUCAAUUGGUUAUCAAAUUCGUCUCGAAAAAGUUCUGAGUCGAAAGCAAGGAUGUAUUAUGUUUUCGACAACUGGAAUUUUGCUACAAUUUAUGCAAAGCGAUCCUGCUUUAACGGAUAUUUCACAUAUAAUUUUAGAUGAAAUUCACGAAAGGAGUAUUGAAAGUGAUUUUAUUAUUGCUUUACUUAAGCAAGUGAUUCCAAAGAGGCCUGAUUUGAAAGUCAUCCUCAUGAGUGCAACUUUAAAUAGUGACAAAUUUUCCAAAUAUUAUGGAGAUUGUCCAACAAUACAUAUUCCUGGUUUUACAUAUCCUGUGGAAGAAUUUUAUCUGGAGGACGCGAUAUUAUUUACACGAUUUCAGUUUCCAAAUGAAACAAAAACAAACGAGAGACAAAAACAUUAUAAAAAAUUUAUGAAGAAGCACAAGUUUCAAGAUAAAGUUAAUGAUCAAUAUUCGUCACUUAUUGACCCUUACUUACGUCAUCUUCAAGCUCAAAGAAAAUAUCCACAAUUUGUAAUUGACGAAUUAAAAAAUCCAAAAUGUGAAGAACUUUCUCUUGAACUUAUUGAACAAUUAGUGGCUUAUAUAUGUUCAACACAAGGACCUGGAGCAAUACUUAUUUUUCUUCCUGGUGUAAUGGAUAUUACAAAAUUACACAGAAUGAUGACUGAAAGUUAUCGAUAUCCAAGAGACAAGUAUAUUAUAUAUCCACUACAUUCUCGAAUGCCAACGGUUGAUCAAAAAUUAAUAUUUGAUGUACCACGAUAUGGAGUUCGAAAAAUAAUCAUCUCAACGUCAAUAGCUGAAACAUCAAUAACAAUCAAUGAUGUCGUUUAUGUUAUUGAUUGUGGAAAAACGAAACUUUCACGAUUUGAUGUUGAAAAUAAUAUACAAACUUUAUUACCCGAAUGGGAAACAAUUGCAAAUGCCCAACAAAGACGAGGACGUGCCGGAAGAGUGAAACCCGGUAUUUGUUAUCAUUUAUAUUCAAAAGCCCGAGAAAAUACAUUUGAUCAUUAUCCAUUGCCAGAAAUGUUACGCUCACGCUUAGAGGAAGUUAUUUUACAAAUUAAAAUAUUACAAUUGGGAAAAGCAAGCGAUUUUCUUACUAGUGUGAUAGAUCCACCUGAUCCUAAGGCUAUUGAUAUAUCGCUGGAUUUAUUAAGACAAUUAAAUGCUCUCGAUGCAAAUGAACGUUUAACACCUCUCGGUUAUCAUUUAGCUCAAUUACCUUUGGAUCCUAGAACCGGUAAAAUGAUUAUUUGGGCAUCACUUUUCUCUUGUAUUGAUCCAGUAUUUUCCAUAGCGGCAAGUUUAUCAUUUAAAGACGCAUUUUAUUGCCCUCUUAAUAAGGAAGAAGAAGCGCGCAAUAAAAAACUUGAACUUGGAAUGGGACAAUUUAGCGAUCAUAUUGCACUUGCCGAGGCGUUAAAACGUUAUGAAUUAAAUAAUCAUCGUCGACAACAGAGUUCAUCGUUUUGUCGUGAAUAUUUUCUAUCACAAAAUACACUUCAACUAUUGUCUGAAAUGAAAAAACAAUUUGCACGUUAUAUGAAUGAAAUGAAAUUUUUACAAAAUGACAAUUUACAUGAUAUUAAUGCAAAUAGAAAUUCUAAUAAUUUAUCACUUAUUAAGGCAAUUGUUUGCGCUGGAUUAUAUCCAAACAUUGCAAUUGUCAAAGGAAUUACGAAACAUAAUGUUAAAGUCUUUACACCUGAGGAUGGAAAAGUGAAAAUACAUCCUUCGAGUAUAAAUGAAAAAAUUCGAACUAUGCCAAGUACAUAUUUGAUUUAUUUUUUGAAAAAACGAUCGACUGCAAUUUAUUUGCACGAUACAACAUUUGUCAGUUCAUGGGCUUUAUUAUUUGCCAAUUCCAAUAGAUUAUCAGAGUCCCAUGGGAAUAAAAGUGUCGUGACAGUAACGAAUUCAUUAAAAUUCUCUUGCGAAUCAAGUACAGCUGGAAUUAUUCAAAAAUUACGUGAACAAUUAGAAGCACUUUUGGAGCACAAAAUAAAUCAUCCAGGAACUGUUGAUUGGAAGGGACAAGAGGGACGAAUUAUUAGUGCAAUUAUUGAACUUUUAUCCCAAGGAGAAGAGGAUAUGGGAUUACAUUCAGGAAUAUAUCAUCAACUAGAUGAAAAUCAAAUAGAUGAUGAUGAUUCCGAUUAGUACAAUUUUAUUCUGAACGAAAAAAAAACAGAACUGCCAUUUAAUAAAGACAAGUAAAUUUUGUUGAUAAAAAAAGCAUUACUAUUUAUAAAACAAUUGUCAAUAUUUAUUGUAAUAUUUUAAAAAGCAGAUAAAUAGAAAAAUUAUUUGAUUCUUAAAA